UUCGCAAGGCCCAUUCAUGACAAAUUUCCUCGAGAAUGCAAAAGGGCCAGUUACUAUACAAGACCAGUCCGAGUCUUCAGAAAAGCCAUUAAUUGAUCGUAAUGAAUUUGGUAACAAGAAUAUGACCGUUUCCGAGGAGAGUCAAAAAUGCUUUGAAGUGGAUGAAUUAGAAAUCGAGGAUUUCGCAGCACAAGAGAUUGAUUUGAACCACUGCAGGAUUAAAUCUAUCUCGCAUCUUGAGCUAUUCCCAAAUGUCAAAAUAUUAUGUCUCAGGAAUAACAUAAUUAAAAAGAUCGAAAAUAUGGAGCCGGUAUCUCUGACUCUCGUCGACCUUGAUUUAUACGAUAACCAAAUAACUAAAGUCGAAAAUUUAGACUGCCUGAAGGAAUUAACGUGCCUUGAUUUAAGCUUUAAUCGAAUAAGGAUUAUAGAAAAUGUUGCCGAAAUGAUCAAGCUAAAGAAGUUGUUCUUCGUUAACAAUAAACUACGUAAAAUUGAAAAUCUGGAUGCUCUAACCUCUCUUGAAAUGCUUGAGCUUGGUUCAAAUAAAAUACGAGUCUUGGAAAACCUUGGGUCGUUGGCCAAUCUGGACCAAUUAUUUGUCGGGAAAAAUAAAAUAACGAAACUCGAAGGGCUAGAUUCACUUACAAAUCUUAAGUUACUCAGCAUACAGGCAAGCCUA
Messenger RNA from Protopolystoma xenopodis, 682 nucleotides. NCBI's taxonomy places the organism in Eukaryota, Metazoa, Platyhelminthes, Monogenea, Polystomatidea, Polystomatidae. The record is from the annotation of a GenBank genome assembly.